AUGCUAUCAACACACCAAGAAGAUGACGAAGCUAUGCGUCACCACCAAUUCCUGGGGCUGUUGGUGAUGCCAACCUUCUGUCAAUGCUUCUUCAUCACCUACAUAAGAUCCAACAGCUUCAGACAAGCAUACCAAGAGCAACUCAAUAUUCUAACUUUAGUUUUAUUUCAUAUAAGCCCACAAAUAUUCACAAAUGGCUACCUCGGAGUGGAUAUAUUUUUCGUUUUAUCUGGAUUUCUAAUGGCAAAAUGUUUGAGUAAACACAAAAUCACCCCAAAAUCGGUAUUGUAUUUCUAUUACAAAAGAGUAAAACGAAUUGCUCCUCUAUAUUACCUCACGUGUUUUCUAAUCAUCGUUGCUAUUCAGUUUUUCCUAUGCGAUUUUUGGUGGAAAGCUAAUUAUCGUUAUUCAAUUGCCUCAUUAUUUUUCGUUACAAAUCAACUGAUUAUACAUGAUAGCGGAAAUUAUUUUGACGAGUUUCUUGUCGAUGGAUCUUCUCUCAACGCAUUUAUCCAUUUUUGGUCGCUUGGUGUCGAAAUGCAGUUUUAUUUACUUGUGCCUUUUAUAUUUUUGGGACUUCAACUUCUAAAAAGCAACAUUUUGAAACUAGCGGCUUGUAUAUGCAUGACCAUAUUCGGUUGUGCCGCUUUUUUGCUCAUCAAUGAACAAUUUGCUUUCAAUUUCAUGUUUCUUCGGUUAUGGCAAUUUUCGGCUGGAUUUGUGGCCCAUUUUUUAUCUGAAAUUGAAAGUUAUUCAUUUUUAAAGCCAUCUGACGCAACAAAUGCUAUUUUGCCUUUUUUACUUCUUCUAUUUCUACCAAGUCCGUUGAACUCAAAAUUUUAUCGACCAUUCAUUACCCUUUUAACAACGUAUUUGCUUUAUUUGGAAGACAAAGAGCAUCAAAUUUUUAAUUCAAAAAUUUUGAAUUACAUCGGGAACAUCUCUUACACCGUUUAUCUUAUUCAUUGGCCGAUCAUUACCAUAUUUGGAGGCGCUUCGAUUUCUGCAAAUUUGCAAUGUCUAGUUCUUAUCGCUGUAAUCAGCAUUCUAAUACAUCAUCUUUUCGAGAAAAAAUAUUUGAAAAUGGAAAUGAAAUCGAUUCUUAUUCUAAUUUCGACGUUGAUUGUGAUGAACUUUUUCUUACAAUCCAGUAUUCGGAAUCACGAUUUUUGGAAAACCAAUUACACGGAUGAAGAGCAAGAAUUGAUCGAUAAGAACACAGCGAUGCUACCGUACAGUUGGCUGGCAACUGAACACAGAGAGCCGUGUGUUUACCUGAACACGUUCGAAGAUAGCGAAGAAGCCGUGUUCAACCGAUUUGGCCACUGCGUGUUUCCAAACGGAAAUGGUUCACUCAGGAUAAUGGUCAUCGGCAACAGUUAUGCCAUGAAUUUUGUUGAAUCGAUCAGAAAACAUUUCAAUUAUAAUUACUCUACUUUUAGUUAUGUGGGAUUAUACGUUUACAUUCUUGGACCAUUUCCAUAUGAGAGUCAAAAUGUUCUUAACGGUUUCCUUCAAUAUGCGAUCAAGAAGCCAGAUGAUGUUGAAUUGCUCAAUUUGGACAAGAAAGUUGGCGAUCGACGCCUGAAAUACGCUCGAAAACGAUUAAGCGAAAUGAAGUGCAGAAAUUGCGAAAUAAUUGACUUGGCCCCACUUCUUGUGAAAAACGAGAAAUAUCGAGUUUUCGAUGCGGAUAAAAUGCUCUCAUAUCUUGAUAAUACCGUUCAUUUCACACAGGCUGCUUUGGACGUUUUCGAACCGGUUUUCCGGAAUAUCUCACAAAUUGUCAUGGACAAUUAUUAA
Caenorhabditis bovis is the source of this 1803-nucleotide messenger RNA. The record is from the annotation of a GenBank genome assembly. Lineage: Eukaryota; Metazoa; Nematoda; Chromadorea; Rhabditida; Rhabditidae.